UGUAUUUCCAACUAGGAGCUUUUCACUGACAGCCAGCUCUGUGCUUCUGAAAUGGGAGUCAUUUUACUGUUGCAUAGCUACUAUAACACAUAGAGCUCCCUGCUCUCUCUCUCUCUCUCUUUGUUUUAGCACAACCAGAUAACAUUAACUUGUCAUCACAUAUAUUUUGAUUGUCUAGAUCGUGUUUGAAAUGUCCAUCUUGACAUCGGUCUUAGAAUUAACAUAAGAACGGAUGGGAAAGCGUAAGUUGUCGUGUAUAUAUAUAUUUUUAAACGGUGCUGUGAUUGACGACCAGCGGGUUUCGGGGGGAAGUCAUCAUAAAACACCCCAUCUUGCCAAAUGGAUGAUGAUCUAAAACCUCUGGAUUUCAUAAAGGACUUUCAAGAGUACCUGACACAGCAAACGCACCAUGUCAACAUGAUCUCAGGCUCUGUCGGUGGGGAGAUAGAGCCCGACCACCUCCAAGCUGUAGCAGCUCUCCCAGACAGUGAUCAUCACAAUGGGUCGGUGGAAGUCUCUCUGGACGACAGCUCUGGGCUGCUGGUGGACGGCUUUCAGAGGACCUUCGACGGCAAGCUCAAGUGUAGCUACUGCAGCUACGCCAGUAAAGGCACCGCUCGCUUGAUAGAGCACAUCAGAAUUCACACAGGAGAGAAGCCUCACCGCUGCCAGCUGUGCCCCUUCGCCUCUGCCUACGAGCGCCACCUUGAGGCCCACAUGCGCUCCCACACGGGAGAGAAGCCCUACAAGUGUGACCUCUGCUCCUUCCGUUGCAGCGACCGCAGUAACCUGUCCCACCACCGCCGGCGCCGCCACAAGCUUUUACCCAUGAAGGGGGCGGGGCUGCCCGCCUUCCUGUCCAACAAGAAGAUGCUGAACGUCCUACAGAAGAAGAGUGGCAGCUCCCUGGGCCUGGGAGGCUACAGCAGACACCUCCUCAUCAACUUCAGCCCUCCCUCCAUGGUGGUGGGGAAACCAGACUACCUGAACCACGAGGUGUACGAGAGCGAUGUGAAGGACCAUGGGACUGGAGGAGGAGGAGGAGCCAGCAGGGAUGUCAACAGUGACAUGAUGGUGGACAAUAAUCCUCUGAACCAGCUGUCUACGCUGGCAGGCCAGUUGUCCAACCUCCCCCCAGUGGACCAGACCCCUGUGUCUCCUGACAGACUGUCCUGUAACGACGUCAAGCCGUUCCUCAUCCAGCAGGCCUCUGGUGCACCGAUUGCAGUGUCAGUAUCUUUGUCCACCAGUCAAAGUGGUGCCCACCACCACCACUACCACCACCACCACCACCAAACCUCCUCCCCAACCAGCCCCGAGGACCUCCAACCGCCUGCAGGCCAUAGCAGGAACUACAGCCCCAGCCCUGUGGACCCAGAACCCAGCAGUGAGCACAGUGCACACACACGCACCAGCUCAGCUAGCAUUAGUAACAGCCAGCCCAGUACCCCUGCCCUGCUCGGUAGCACACAGCACCCAGACCCACAAAUGCUGCACAGCUGCCAGCACUGCGACACCUACUUCUCAGACAACAUCAUGUAUACCAUUCACAUGGGUUGCCACGGCUACGAGAACCCCUUGCAGUGUAAUAUCUGCGGCUGUAAGUGCAGGAACAAGUAUGACUUUGCCUGCCACUUCGCUCGCGGGCAGCACACGCUGUGACUGACUUCCACAGUAACCCGAGAGAUGAAUUUGAACGAUGUUUGGCGCCUCACAGAGAACAUUAACUUAUUCCCGUGUUUAUGAUAAUCAGGGAUCACAGCGAUUCUGAUCUAGAUUUUAUUGUAUAGUUUUUUUUAUUUUUAUGAUAUAACUUAGAGAGUGAGUGUUACUUUGAAAUUAGGAAUUGGUGUUUCUAUAAAUGGAGACAUUUAUCACGUGUCCUCCUUGGUGCCGUCUGAGAAUUUAAAGAAAGCAAUCUGGAGGUUGGAGACAUUUAUCACGUGUCCUCCUCGGUGCCGUCUGAGAAUUUAAAGAAAGUCAACUUCUUAUUAUUUAAAUGUUUCCUUUUAUUUAACGAGGCAAGUCAGUUAAGAACAAAUUCUUAUUUACAAUGACAGCCUACCCCCAGGGCCAAACCUUGACGACGCAGAGCCAAUUGUGUGCCUCCCUAUGGGACUCCCAAUCAUGGCCGGAUGUUAUACAGCCUGGAUUUGAACCAGGGACUGUUGACGUCACUUGCACUGAGAUGCAGUGCCUUAGACCGCUGCGCCACACGAGAGCCCGACUCUGAAUUAGUUACAUAAAUAUUGGUGAUGUGACUAAACUUAUAGUUUAAAUAGCGAUUAGCAAGGUAUCUGGUUGCUGUGACUAGAGUUUAAACAGUUUUGGCCUUAUCUUUUAUUUAACCAGGUAGACCAGUUGAGAACAAGUUCUCAUUUACAACUGGCGACCUGGCCAAGAUAAAGCAGUGCGACACAAACAACAACACAGAGUUACACACGGAAUAAACAAACGCACAGUCAAUAACACAAUAGAAAAAGUCUAUAUACAGUGUUGUGUAACUGGUGUGAGGAGGUAAGGCAUGAAGCAAGAAGCAUGAACAAGCCCAUUGGUCCAAAUAGGUGCUCAACAAUGACAAACAGACAGGCUUUAUUAUACAUUGUGUAUAGUAGUGUCUCACUUUGUGGUGAGUGUAAAAACGUAACAUUAUAUCAACGGCUUGAAGUGAAUGACAUCUGUGCAUAUUGAUGCUUUCAGCUUAGACAUCAUUUCACUCUGUAAUUUACUCUGCUCGGUUCCACAUUCCGGUUGAUUCCAUGUGUUCUCUGUUCCACAUUCAGAUUGAUUCCAUGUGUUCUCUGUUCCACAUUUCGGUUGAUUCCAUGUGUUCUCUGUUCCACAUUCAGAUUGAUUCCAUGUGUUCUCUGUUCCACAUUCAGAUUGAUUCCAUGUGUUCUCUGUUCCACAUUCAGAUUGAUUCCAUGUGUUCUCUGUUCCACAUUCAGAUUGAUUCCAUGUGUUCUCUGUUCCACAUUCAGAUUGAUUCCAUGUGUUCUCUGUUCCACAUUCCGGUUGAUUCCAUGUGUUCUCUGUUCCUCAUUCAGAUUGAUUCCAUGUGUUCUCUGCUACACAUUCAGAUUGAUUCCAUGUGUUCUCUGUUCCACAUUCAGAUUGAUUCCAUGUGUUCUCUGUUCCACAUUCAGGUUGAUUCCAUGUGUUCUCUGUUCCACAUUCAGAUUGAUUCCAUGUGUUCUCUGUUCCACAUUCCGGUUGAUUCCAUGUGUUCUCUGUUCCUCAUUCAGAUUGAUUCCAUGUGUUCUCUGCUACACAUUCAGAUUGAUUCCAUGUGUUCUCUGUUCCACAUUCAGAUUGAUUCCAUGUGUUCUCUGGUCCACAUUCCGAUUGAUUCCAUGUGUUCUCUGUUCCACAUUCAGAUUGAUUCCAUGUGUUCUCUGUUCCACAUUCCGGUUGAUUCCAUGUGUUCUCUGUUCCACAUUCAGACAUCCUCUGUUGCUGCCAAUCACAUAAUGUCUUACCUUCAGCUAGCCUUACUGAUUCAUAUUAACUGGUGCUCUUUAGCUAACACCUCCUAAAUUAACAAUGAUCUGUAGCUUACAUGCAAUUUGCGUUGGAGACAAAUCAUUCGGACUUGGAUAAAUCGUACUUCAUCAGAAGGCCAAAGUAUUCCUCUGAACCUGUUUUUAAAAAGUAUUUCAAAGUAUUUCACAUAACAGUUGUAGCAGUGUUGGAAAUGACUGUGGUCCUUACAGACAGUAACGUAACACCACCCCUUCCUGAGUAUUGAAAUGACUGUGGUCCUUACAGACAGUAACGUAACACCACCCCUUCCUGAGUAUUGAAAUGACUGUGGUCCUUACAGACAGUAACGUAACACCACCCCUCCCUGAGUAUUGAAAUGACUGUGGUCCUUACAGACAGUAACGUAACACCACCCCUCCCUGAGUAUUGAAAUGAUUUGCACAGAUCAGAGCCUGGAGUUUGUUUUUCAUAUUGUAUGUUAAAAAGGAUUUCCUGUUUGUUUUCUGGAAACAUAGAUUGAUGUAGCAGUGUCUAAUGGUCCCCGUAUUGGAGUGGUGUUUUCUAUGCAGUGAUCUAGGAUGUGUAGGAUUGGCUCCCAAUCAAUGAUCUAUAUUGGACUAUGGAGAAAGUCAUGUUAUGAUAUGAAACAUGGAAAUAUGUAGAUUCUGAUUUACACUGAAGAAAAAUAUAAAUUUCAAAUGCAAAAUUUUAAAAGAUUCAAAGAGUUCCAGUUCAUAUAAAGGAAAUCAGUCAAUGUAAAUACAUUCAUUAGGCCCUAAUCUAUGGAUUUCACAUGACUGGGAAUACAGACAUACAAACAAACAACCAGAACAGGGGAGUGAAUCAGAAAACCAGUCAGU
Molecule: messenger RNA, 4343 nt
Organism: Oncorhynchus mykiss (rainbow trout)
Lineage: Eukaryota; Metazoa; Chordata; Actinopteri; Salmoniformes; Salmonidae
Source: RefSeq, a predicted model, not a curated record